AUGACCAUGGCAUUUCCAAUCACGUUACUGCUUUUCGCUCUUGCAAUUCAAAAAGUGAAUCUACAACUGGUGUGCUAUGAGUGUGUGGAUUGUGAUUUUAAUCCUACAAUAGCUGUAGUGUGUGAAGAAAGCUAUCCGACUCCUACUUUACCAACAAGCCCCGAUCCAACAUGUGCUACCUGUGAGCCAGCGACUGAUACAACUCCGGAGUUUACUCCAACUUUGCCAACCACAUUUGAACCAACAUGCCCAACAUGUGGCACGGAACCGGAAACAACGCCUGAAUUCACUCCAACUUUACCAACCACUUUUGAACCAACGUGUCCAACAUGCGCUCCAGAGACUGAAACAACUCCAGAAUUUACUCCAACUUUACCAACCACAUUCGAGCCAACGUGUCCAACAUGCGCUCCAGAGACUGAGACAACUCCAGAAUUUACUCCAACUUUACCAACCACAUUCGAGCCAACGUGUCCAACAUGCGCUCCAGAGACUGAAACAACUCCAGAAUUUACUCCAACUUUACCAACCACAUUCGAGCCAACGUGUCCAACAUGCGCUCCAGAGACUGAGACAACUCCAGAAUUUACUCCAACCUUACCAACCACUUUUGAACCAACUUGUCCAACAUGCGCUCCGGAGACUGAAACAACUCCAGAAUUUACUCCAACUUUACCAACCACAUUCGAGCCAACAUGCGCAACAUGCGCUCCGGAGACUGAAACAACUCCAGAAUUUACUCCAACUUUACCAACCACAUUCGAGCCAACAUGCGCAACAUGCGCUACAGAAGCGGCAACCACACCUGAAUUCACUCCAACUUUACCAACUGGCCCAGAACUUACGACAUCUAGCACCAUAUGUCCUACAUGUGCACCAGAAACUAGCCCAGAGUUUACGCCCACAUUACCUACCAGCCCGGAGCCUACGUGUGCGACAUGCUCGCCAGCACCGAAUACGGUCACUGUGCCAAUCACUAGCCUACCCGGUGCAUCGCAAAUUACCACCAUUUGGCCCGGUCAAACCAUACUAACUCCUCCGCUCACAACCGCUUCCGGACCGACUUCUUCGCAAAUUACUACCAUUUGGCCAGGUCAAACUUCGGAUAUAACCAUAAUUACUCCACCGCUCACAACCGCUCCUGGUCCGACUUCUUCACAAAUUACUACGAUAUGGCCUGGUCAGUCAGACAGUUGGCCUCCCAUCAUUCUGACGACGCCGCAAACUACAUGGCCUACGAUCCUAACUCAGUCAACAGGGUUUCCUCCGAUAAUAACUACAUUUGGUACACCCGUUCGCAAAGAACACCUACCGAUGCCGGUAUAUGUUUGCCAUGUUACGGAACGAAUCGUAAAUAAUCGCCUUGUUACAGACCGUGGAUGCAGCAUACGAGGCCAAUCAGCUGCAGAAACUUGCACGAUUAUUAAUAAUAACCAGCCGUACGAGAGGUGCUCCCUUUGCUCAUGGAGUUUAUGUAAUAGAUAA
Sabethes cyaneus is the source of this 1485-nucleotide messenger RNA. Its product is annotated as DNA-directed RNA polymerase II subunit RPB1-like. NCBI's taxonomy places the organism in Eukaryota, Metazoa, Arthropoda, Insecta, Diptera, Culicidae. The coding region runs from base 1 to 1485 and encodes 494 amino acids. The record is from RefSeq and is a predicted model, not a curated record. The transcript is spliced from 3 exons.